GAGAGAGAGAGAGAGAGAGAGAGGAGAGAGAGAAAGAAAUCACAGUCCGAUUCAGCCCAAAAAUGGCAGCCACCGCCGCGGCCGCCGCCGUAGCCUCUUCUUUCUCCACAUCCAUGCAGAGUUUGAAGUACACAACCACCAAAAUCUGGCCUAAUAAUAAUAAUAAUAAUAAUAAUAAUGAUAAUAAUAAUAAUUUCUUAAAGAUUUCAUGUGGGCGAAUUAAUCCAAUUAGUAGCAGUGGUGUGUGUGUCAAGUGGAGGGUUUUGCGUAUAGCGGCCGCAGUGGCUCAGGAAGAGGCGGCGGCUCUGACUGCUCCGGCGGAGGAGGAAUCCGAGGCGGCGGAGGUGGGUGAUUCUGAGAGCGCCGCCGCCGCCGCAAACACGAAGCUUUACUUUGGGAAUUUGCCGUAUCUGUGUGACAGUGCGCAGCUUGCUGGUAUAGUUCAAGAAUAUGCUAGCCCAGAGCUAGUUGAGGUUCUUUACGACAGAAACACCGGAAAAAGCAGAGGAUUCGCAUUUGUGACCAUGAGUACCAUCGAAGAAUGCAAUACCGUCAUCCAGAAUCUCGACGGAAGGGAAUACGGGGGUAGAACAUUGAGAGUUAAUUUCUCGGACAAGCCAAAACCGAAGGAGCCACUAUAUCCGGAAACGGAAUACAAACUUUUCGUAGGAAAUUUAUCGUGGACCGUUACAUCCGAAAUGUUAACACAAGCAUUUCAAGAAUACGGAUACGUGGCUGGAGCUAGAGUUCUUUAUGAUGGUGAAACUGGAAAAUCUCGUGGCUAUGGUUUCGUUUGCUACGAUACCGAAGCCGAAAUGGAAACCGCACUUAAAGCUCUCGAUGGAGUGGAAUUAGAAGGGCGUGCGCUGCGUGUUAGCCUGGCGCAGGGAAAGAAACAAUGAGAAGAAGACGAGACGAAGAAGAAGAAGAAAAGAAUUUUGAUUUCUCUCGAGAAAAAUGGAAGAUUAAAAAUGUGCAUUUGUCUCUGCUGAGAGAAAGAAAAAAAAUCAUAUUAACUGGAAAAUAGAAAAACCAUUCGAUUUUCGAUUUUAUGUGCCUUCCAUACGACAGGCACGAUGAUGUAAUACAUUGACAAACAGUCACAUAAGUACGUAAUGUGGAUGUGCGUAAAAUAUGUACGCAUCUAUUCUAUUGUAUGGUAAGAUAUAACUAUGUGACAUAGAACAAACCGUUUCAAUUGAUAUUCUUUCGUACCUA
Messenger RNA from Erythranthe guttata (spotted monkey flower), 1218 nucleotides. Its product is annotated as 28 kDa ribonucleoprotein, chloroplastic. Gene Ontology annotation, cellular component: chloroplast thylakoid membrane. Gene Ontology annotation, biological process: chloroplast rRNA processing. The record is from RefSeq and is a predicted model, not a curated record. Lineage: Eukaryota; Viridiplantae; Streptophyta; Magnoliopsida; Lamiales; Phrymaceae. Gene Ontology annotation, molecular function: mRNA binding.